UUAAAUUGGCCCCUUUAGAACUCUUCACAUGACUCCACCCUCCUAAUUUAAUACACACACACACCUCUUUUAGUUCCCCUUCAUUCGGUGGUCGUAUCAAUCAACAAGCAUUCAAGAUUCCAUUUUUCUGCAAACACUUCUUCGUCUUCUUCACGUAGACAACACCCCUCUUGAUCUUCCUCACACCCACAUCAAAAUCGGUGAUGAAUUUUGGUGGUUGUAGCUUAGUAAUGUGAAGUUUUAGGGUUUGUGGAUUAUAUUAAAGGUAGAUUUUGCUUGUAAGUUGGGGUUUUAGAGGGAUGUUAGGGAAGGAAGAUGGUGGGGAUGGUGGCGGUGAUGGGGGCGGUAAUGACGGUGGUAAUCGGAAAAUGUACUGGCGGUCGGCUUCGUGGUCGUCUUCGCGGAUGUCUUUGCCGCCACUUGAUCCGAACGGAGGUAAUAGUGGCGGCGGCGAUAGGUUGUUUCCGGCCCCGUUAACCCCUAGGUCAAGUAGCAAAAACCGGUCACUCCUGCCGCCGCUUUCGAUUACUAGAAGAAGUUUAGACGAGUGGCCGAAAGCGGGAUCGGAUGAUGUCGGUGAGUGGCCGCUUCCUAGUACGCCUAGUGGCGAAAGGUUGAAACUUGAUUUGUCGACGAUUCAACGAAUCCCGGAUAAGAACACGACACUUGGCAAACGAGAAAAGAUUGCGUUUUUCGAUAAAAAAUGCUCGAAAGUCGCUGACCAUAUCUUCCUUGGCGGCGAUGCGGUCGCGAGAGAUAAAAGUAUUCUCAAACAACACGGAAUCACGCACGUUCUUAAUUGUGUCGGUUUCACCUGCCCUGAGUAUUUUAAAGAAAAUUUCGUUUAUCGAACGUUAUGGUUGCAAGAUAGUCCUUCGGAAGAUAUCACAAGCAUAUUAUACGAUGUUUUUGACUACUUUGAAGACGUUAGAGAACAAAACGGGAUGGUUUUCGUUCACUGUUGUCAAGGGGUUUCCCGUUCUACUUCGUUAGUAAUCGCUUACCGAAUGUGGCGAGAAGGUCAAAGUUUCGAUGACGCGUUUCAAUACGUCAAAAAAGCUAGAGGAAUUGCCGAUCCGAAUAUGGGUUUCGCGUGCCAGUUGUUACAAUGUCAAAAAAGAGUACAUGCGUUUCCGUUAAGUCCGAGUUCGUUACUUAGAUUAUACAGAAUCGCCCCGCACUCACCUUAUGAUCCGUUACAUCUUGUUCCGAAGAUGCUAAAUUCACCGUCACCGACUGGUCUAGAUUCUCGAGGUGCAUUUAUUAUACAAGUACCGUCAACGAUCUAUUUAUGGAUUGGUCAAAAAUGCGAGUCUUUAAUGGAACGAGAUGCAAGAGGUGCGGUUUGUCAGAUCGUUAGAUACGAAAAGGUUCAAGGGCCCGUAGUUGUGGUUAAAGAAGGAGAAGAACCGGCUUACUUUUGGGACGCGUUUUCAAAUUUCUUACCGUUAAUGGAUGAUCUCGAGUCGUGUAACGUCAUCCCGGGUAAACGAACAGUUGAUUCGUAUAACGUCGACUUCGAGAUUUUUCAAAAAGCGAUUGUCGGUGGAUUUGUGCCGCCAUUUGCGUCAUCCGAAACCGACCAGGAAACGCAUCUUCCCGCUAGAGAAAGUUCGUGGAGCGUGUUGAGACGAAAGUUUGCGUUUGGGAAUAUGAAGGAAUUCGUUUUGGCUUCUAAGUUAUCAAAUCUAUCACUUGCUUCCAAUAAAGUUUCAUCUCAUUCUAUAUCUAAAACUUCCGAAUUUAUAGACGUUAAUUUUACUUCCGUCUCGUCAAAAAGUUCCGAACGUAGAGCGGGUCCCCCUAAAUGUGUUAAUCUAGAAUCAAACGACCGUCCAAAUGACCCAAAUCACGAACCGAAGAACGUCAACGUAACGGUGGAAAAUGAAUUGGAAUACGAGAACGCAAGUCAACAGGUUGUGGCACACGAAUGGCCCAGUUUGGUAAAACUUUCGAGGGUUAAUCUUGGUAAUCUGGACUCACGACGGAUGUUAAUUUUUACUGGUUCUAGCUUGGGUUCGGGAAAUACAGGCGAAUGUGAUAUUUAUAUAUGGGUGGGAAAAGAUUUUAGACGUUUGGAUAACAGCGUGAAUGCACGUGAUACAAAUGACGGGUGUGGUGACCCACCGGAUUUUAACAUGAAGGAAGUUGUUAACGAAGUUCUUGCUCGUAUGGGCCUGCCGGAGGACACUCGUGUCAAGGUUGUGAAGCAAGACAAAGAGCCUUCGGAGUUUCUCGCACUGUUGAGUUCGUUGUAGCACAGAGUCAAUCAGAGGCCCUGCAGUCUUUCAUAAUGUCUCAUUUCGUCACCUUCAACGAUAUUUCAGAGAAAGAUAUAGUGGCAGUUUUCUUUUUCGCGAAGUUUUUUAAACGGAAGUUGAUCGUUUAUCGAUAUUGAAGGGUUGCGAGGUUCUGGUCGCCUUUUUUUCCUUAACCGUUGGUUCUUUUAGUGGAAGUCUUUUGUAUAUUGGUUUGUAAGAACGGUUCCAAAGUCGAAAAUUACUGUAGUUUUUGCUGCGAAAGUAGUUGUUUCUGUUUUACUUAUGAUGAUGCUUCAUAAGUGAUUGUUAUAGGAGUUGAGUAAAAGUUAAAUGGUUUCAAAGUAGUUACAGUUUCCUUUUUUUA
Helianthus annuus (common sunflower) is the source of this 2625-nucleotide messenger RNA. Its product is annotated as protein-tyrosine-phosphatase MKP1. The record is from RefSeq and is a predicted model, not a curated record. The transcript has 3 exons. Lineage: Eukaryota; Viridiplantae; Streptophyta; Magnoliopsida; Asterales; Asteraceae. Gene Ontology annotation, molecular function: protein tyrosine/serine/threonine phosphatase activity. Gene Ontology annotation, biological process: protein dephosphorylation. Bases 300 to 2258 code for a protein of 652 amino acids.